This is a messenger RNA of Temnothorax curvispinosus, 537 nucleotides long. Its product is annotated as lysosomal aspartic protease-like. Bases 1 to 537 code for a protein of 178 amino acids. Lineage: Eukaryota; Metazoa; Arthropoda; Insecta; Hymenoptera; Formicidae. Gene Ontology annotation, biological process: proteolysis. The transcript has 2 exons. The record is from RefSeq and is a predicted model, not a curated record. Gene Ontology annotation, molecular function: aspartic-type endopeptidase activity.
AUGUCAACCAGCACUGAAAGUAUGGAGAUUAAAUCUCAAAAUAGAGACGAGCUAGAUCGAUUGGACGCUGAGUGCAUGGCGGCAUCUGAAGAGUUCAGGACCACUGAAGAUGAACCAAUAAUAUCGAACCCCAAAGAUCUGGGCAAAACAUUUUGGGACAAGUCACAAUGUGACGACGUUCUGGAGAUGGGUUAUUCCGAAUCAUCUUUCUUAGGGACGCGUACUGUCUUUGAAAAUAUGUUUCGUCAAGACGUGCUGUCCAAACCAAUUAUUAGCAUCUAUCUCAACCAAAAUGACGAGAACUCCCCUGACGGCGGUUUACUGAUAUUAGGCCAACCCAAUCAUGCCCAUUACGUGGGCGAGUUUACGUAUGUGGAUGUUAGCCGCCGCGAAUAUUGGCAAUUUAAAAUGGAUAAGAUUGAAGUUGAAAAUCGCGCCUUAUGCGGGAAAGACCGUCAAGCUAUCGUCGACAUGGGCUUCUCUAAGAUAGGAAGACCACCGAAAGAUAUCGCAGCUCUUAAGAAAGAGAUCGGUUAA